AUGGCAAAUAAUUCAUUACAUAAACUAAAUACCGAAUUUGUUAAAUGUGAAAGUUUAGACGACAGUGUUACAAUGGAAGAAAAUGGUAAAAUAAAAAAUGAAAUACUAGAAGACCAUACAAAUACUACAAUGGAAAAUGUUCGAAUUAAAAAUGAAAUACAAGAACAAAGUGUAAGUGAUUGUGAUCCGAUAGAACAUAAACGAAUUGAAAAUGAAGUACUUGAAGUGAACGGUGCUAGUACAAAACAAAAAGUAAUUCGUGAAUAUAAAUGUGAAUUUUGUAAUAAAAUAUUUGGUAACUCAAGUAAUUUGAGUAAACACCGAAAGAUUCAUACUGGAGAAAGAUACGUAUGUGAAGUAUGUAAGAAAACAUUCAGUACAGCAAGUAAUUUAGCGAAACAUAGACGAAUUCACACUGGAGAAAGACCAUUUGUAUGCGAGAUAUGUAAAAAAACAUUUAACAGGCAAGAUUGUUAUGUUGAACAUAAACGGAGACAUACCGGAGAAAAACCGUAUUCAUGUGAUGUUUGUGAAAAACGAUUUAUCCAACAAAAUCAUUUAGUCCAACAUAAAAGGAUUCACACUGGAGUGAAACCAUUUUCAUGUGAUAUAUGUAAUAAAACAUUUAAUCGAAAAAGUUAUCUAAUUGAGCACAAUUGGAUUCACACGGGAGAAAAAUCAUUUUCAUGUGAUAUUUGUAAAAAAAAAUUUGCUCACCAAGACAGUUUAAUUAAACAUAACAGGAUUCAUACUGGAGAAAAACCAUAUUCUUGUAGUUUUUGUGAUAAACGAUUUAUUCAACCAAGCGAUUUAGUGAAACAUAAAAGGACACACACAGGAGAAAAACCAUAUCCGUGUGAUUUCUGUGAAAAACGAUUCAAUCAACAAAAUCAUUUGAUAAACCAUCGAAGGAUUCAUACCGGAGAAAAACCUUAUUCAUGUGAAUUAUGUAAUAAAAAAUUUAGUACACGAAGUAGUUACGUUAAACAUAAACGUACUCACAGCGGUGAAAAAUUCUCAUGUGAUAUUCGAAAGAAAAUAUUUAAGAAACAAGUUCAAAAUAAACAGGUUCACAUUGAAGAAGAAAAACAAUUUACUGAUCUAAGCACAUCUAAAAAAGUUGAAGAAAAACCAUUUUCUAUUCCUAAUCAAAUUCCAAUUGGAGAAAAUCCAAUUUCUUGUGAUGUUUCUGGAAAAACAUUGACUGAUCGAAGUAUAGUUAAAAAGAUUCCAAGUGGAAGAAAACCAUAUUCAUGUGAUAUUUGUGAUAAAAUAUUUAGUUCACAAAGUAAAACUGGAGAAAAACCAUUUUCAUGUGAUACUUGUAAUAAAACAUUUACACAUAAAAGUCAUUUAAAAACACAUCAAUUCGUUCACACUGGAGAAAAAUCAUUUUCGUGUGAUAUUUGUAAAAAAAGAUUUAUCAAUUCAAGCCAUUUAAAUCGACAUAAAAAGAUUCAUACUGGAGAAAAACCAUUUGCGUGUGAUAUAUGUGGAAAAUCGUCGAGAAACAAAAGUGAUUUAAGAAAACAUAAAUUGAUUCAUACUAGAGAAAAAAAAUUAUACGCAUGUGAUCGUUGUGAUGAAACAUUUGAGGAUCAUAGACGUUUAACAAGCCAUAACAAACGAAGAGCCAAAGAUCCUUUGGACAAGGAUCGAAAAGAACCAUUUUCAUGUGGUAAUUGUGGUUUUAGAACAUGUGAUUGGGACAGUUUAAUUAAACAUAAUCAAACGCACAAUGAACAAAAUACUAAAGACUCUAUCGACCCAGAUCAAGAAGAACUAUUUGCAUGUGUUAUUUGUGGUAAGAAAUCAUCGGAUCGAGUCAGUUUUGUUCAACAUAAUCAGACUCAUAUUGGAGAAAUUAUUACCAAACCUUUGAUUGAACAAAAACAGAUUCGCGUAAUUCCAAGCGCGGAUUAGACAAUUUUACGAUCAAUCAAUGCUGAUUUUACCAGUAGGAUGAGUUUAGAGGCAGAUGUACAAUCUUAUUUGCUGUGUUAUAUCCAAUCAGAAAGAGAGUAGCAUAUAUGGAUAUCAGGUUAGGUUAGGUUAGGCUAGGUUAUUUUGGCUGCCCACGAAGGACACACUUAGGCUAUAGAGCCCAUUGUGAUACCAUAUAUGUGUUUUGCCACC
This is a messenger RNA of Chrysoperla carnea, 2136 nucleotides long. RefSeq names its product zinc finger protein 271-like. Bases 1 to 1923 code for a protein of 640 amino acids. The transcript is spliced from 3 exons. The record is from RefSeq and is a predicted model, not a curated record. NCBI's taxonomy places the organism in Eukaryota, Metazoa, Arthropoda, Insecta, Neuroptera, Chrysopidae.